Molecule: messenger RNA, 2609 nt
Organism: Tachysurus fulvidraco (yellow catfish)
Lineage: Eukaryota; Metazoa; Chordata; Actinopteri; Siluriformes; Bagridae
Product: zinc-binding protein A33-like
Exons: 6
Coding region: 172-1575 (467 amino acids)
Molecular function (GO): protein binding; zinc ion binding
Source: RefSeq, a predicted model, not a curated record
UUAGGUUUAUUUGCUGUUUUAGCACCAUAAAAGGAAGCGAUUAUUAACUGGAUCUACAAAGUAUUAUGUUCUAAUGCUAAACAAUUGUGUAAUCAUUUUUAAUUUUUAUCAAACUGAAAGUGAAACUCUGAGCAUUCGGACUGGAGAGAACAACAACUGCAGUAAAAUAAAAUGGCUUCUAAGUUUUCAGAGGAGGACUUCUCUUGUCCUGUGUGCUGUGAAAUCUUCACGGAUCCUGUUUUACUGAGCUGCAGUCACAGUGUGUGUAAAGUGUGUUUGCAGCAGUUCUGGGAGACCAAAGGAUCCAGAGAAUGUCCUGUUUGUAGGACAAAGUCAUCUAUGAGUGAUCCUCCCAUAAGUCUGGCCUUAAAGAACCUGUGUGAGACUUUCUUACAGGAGAGAAGUCAGAGAUCUUCAUCAGGGUCUGAAACAAUCUGCAGUCUGCACAGUGAGAAACUCAAACUCUUCUGUCUGGAUGAUCAACAGCCGGUGUGUGUGGUGUGUCGGGAUUCAAGAAAACACACCAACCACAAAUUCUGCCCCAUUGACGAGGCAGCAACAGACUGUAAGGAGAAGCUCAAAACUGCACUAAAGCCCCUACAGGAGAAACUGAAGAUCUUUACAGACUGUAAACUGAACUGCAGUCAGACUGCAGAACAUAUAAAGAUUCAGGCCCAACACACAGAGCAUCAGAUUAAGGAACAGUUUGAGAAACUUCACCAGUUUCUACGAGAUGAAGAGGCAAUCAGGAUCGCUGCACUGAGAGAGGAAGAGGAGCAGAAGAGUCAGAUGAUGAAGGAGAAGAUUGAGAAGCUGAGCAGUGACAUAUCAUCUCUUUCAGACACAAUCAGAGCCAUAGAAGACGAGAUGAGAGCUGAAGACGUCCUGUUCUUACAAAACUACAAGGCCACAGUGAAAAGAGCCCAGUGCACACUGCAGCAUCCAGAGGAGCUUUCAGGAGCACUGAUCCAUGUGGCAAAACAUCUGGCCAACUUGAAGUUCAGAGUCUGGGAGAAAAUGCAGGACACUGUCCAAUACACACCUGUAACUCUGGACCCCAACACUGUUCAUCCUAAACUCUUUGUAGCUGAUGAUCUGACCAGUGUGAGACUCAGUGAUGAGAGACAGAAACUUCCUGAUAAUCCAGAAAGAUUUGAUAACUGUUUGUCUAUCCUUGGCUCUGAGGGCUUUAACUCAGGCACACACUGCUGGGAUGUUGAAGUCGAAGACUGUACAGUCUGGUAUGUGGGUGUGAUGACAGAAUCUGCUCAGAGGAAGGAGAAUAUAUUCUCCAAAAGUGGAAUCUGGUGUGUGGGGUAUUAUGGUGGUGAAUACGGAGGACGUUCUACACCACUGCCAUUCUCUCUCCUCUCAGUAGAACAGAAACUCCAGAGGAUCAGAGUGAAACUGGACUGGGACAGAGGAAAUCUGUCAUUCUCCAACCCUCUCACUAACACACACAUACACACUUUCACACACACAUUUAUUGAUAAAUUACUCCCAUAUAUAAGCGUUAUUGGUUCUAUAAAGAUCCUCCCACUUCAGUGCUCUGUAAGACUGAAUCAGAUCAGUUAGAGCUCAUUUUGAUGUAUUCAAGUCUGUUAAUGAAAUAUCACUGAUAAAAAGUGUGUUUUUCACAGAAACACUGAACAAUUCAUUGUGAAAAGUGAAUUGCUGUGACGUUAUUUUGUCUGACCUUGUCAAUUAUUCAAAAUAAGUUAAAACUGUAAAUACUGAUAGAAUCUUUUUCUCCUCAAUAAUAACAUACUAAUGAUAAUAUAAGAUGCUAAAAGAGGCUUGUUGCUGCCACUUUUAUGUCAGUGCUGGAUUAUAGUGAUGUAAUGUAAUAUAUAUAUAUAUAUAUAUAUAUAUAUAUAUAUAUAUAUAUAUAUAUAUAUAUAUAUAUAUAUAUAUAUAUAUAUAUAUUACAUCACUAUAAUCCAGCACUGACAUAAUAUACAGUACAUAUACAAUAUGAGAUAUGAGAAUGCAUCUUCACAGACUUUACAUGCUUUGAGCUCCGAGGUUUAUAACUCAUUAUUGUGCGUUCUAUGCUCAUGUUGGAUGGUCUGCCAUGUUCAUGGACAGAUUAAAACACUGCCAUACAAUCAAUUAUAAAUCUAUCCUGGGUCUUUUCCUUUCAUGUCUUCCGACCUACAUCUGUAGAAAACAUGGAGGUGGCUUUAGCCUUCGGUUUUAGGAAUUCUUUUUAUCGUCUCUUCCAUCCGUGUGCACUGAACUGGGAAAAAGGCAUUUAAACUUGCUGCUCCCACUACCUGGUGUAAUUUGCAAAAUAUGCUAAAACUUAAGGAGUCGAUCUGAUUGGAUACUUUUUAAGUGAUUCUAAAUAGCUUGGUGACAGAAGCAUUCGGCUGUAAAUGUUUUACCUGAUUCAGUUCUGCACAAAUAUUGCUUCACAUUCUAUUAUUUAUUUAAUUAUAAUGUAAUUUGAUUUAAUUUGUAUGUUGAUUAUGUGCUUGUUUAUAUGUAUGGCUGCUAUUUGUUAAACUUGUGCAAACUGUGAUGUUGCCUAUCCUGGACAAAAUGUAUAGUUUUUUUUUAAACAUUGUGUAUUGUAGUCAAAUAAUGAAAUUAAAUUAUGAAGUCAG